CCGCCGCCGCUGCCUGGAUAUAGUGCGGCAAGGCGCGGAGCUUGCAGUCACUUUGCGAGGAGGAGCGCGCGGGCUGCGGGUGGCUGGGGCAGCCAGGAGCAGCGGCGGGCUAGCAGAGGCGGCCGUGGCAGCGGAAGGUUCUCUCUCCGGGGCUGGACUUAAUAACUUUGGAACUGUCCGCCGGUGUCACGUCCUGAACAUGAGCCUCCUCCUCUCCUUCUACCUGCUCGGGUUGCUUGUCAGUAGCGGGCAAGCUCUUCUUCAAGUGACAAUUUCACUUAGCAAAGUAGAGCUCAGUGUGGGUGAAUCUAAAUUCUUCACAUGUACAGCCAUUGGUGAGCCUGAGAGUAUAGAUUGGUAUAAUCCUCAAGGAGAGAAGAUCAUUUCCACACAGAGGGUGAUGGUCCAGAAGGAAGGUGUCAGGUCACGACUAACCAUUUAUAACGCAAACAUAGAAGAUGCAGGGAUUUAUCGCUGCCAAGCGACAGAUGACAAAGGCCAGACACAAGAAGCUACAGUAGUUCUGGAAAUUUACCAGAAACUCACCUUCAGAGAAGUGGUAUCCCCUCAAGAAUUCAAGCAAGGGGAGGACGCGGAAGUGGUCUGCAGGGUUAGCAGCUCACCGGCCCCUGCUGUCAGCUGGCUGUAUCACAAUGAGGAGGUCACCACCAUUCCCGACAAUCGUUUUGCUGUGCUUGCAAACAAUAACUUGCAGAUUCUCAACAUCAAUAAAAGUGAUGAAGGUAUAUACAGAUGUGAAGGAAGAGUGGAGGCAAGGGGAGAGAUUGACUUCCGGGAUAUCAUUGUUAUUGUCAAUGUUCCACCAGUCAUCGUGAUGCCCCAAAAGUCCUUCAAUGCUACUGCAGAGAGAGGAGAAGAGAUGACAUUAACUUGUAGGGCCUCAGGCUCUCCAGAUCCUACCAUCUCUUGGUUUCGGAAUGGCAAGCUCAUUGAAGAAAAUGAAAAAUACAUCUUAAAGGGCAGUAAUACAGAACUCACGGUCAGAAAUAUAAUCAACAAAGAUGGUGGUUCUUAUGUCUGCAAAGCCACAAAUAAGGCAGGAGAAGAUGAAAAGCAGGCUUUCCUUCAAGUCUUUGUACAGCCGCAUAUAUUACAACUUCAGAAUGAGACAACAUCUGAGAAUGGUCAUGUCACACUCAUCUGUGAGGCAGAAGGCGAGCCUAUUCCAGAAAUCACCUGGAAAAGAGCAGUGGAUGGAGCCACAUUUUCUGAAGGUGAUAAGAGCCCAGAUGGCCGAAUUGAAGUCAAAGGUCAGCGGGGACAUUCGUCACUGCACAUCAGAGAUGUGAAGUUAUCGGAUUCAGGGAGAUAUGAUUGUGAGGCUGCUAGUAGGAUCGGUGGGCACCAGAGAAGCAUGCAUCUUGACAUUGAAUAUGCUCCUAAGUUUGUUUCAAAUCAGACAAUGUACUAUUCUUGGGAAGGAAAUCCAAUCAAUAUAAGUUGUGAUGUGACAUCAAAUCCACCUGCAUCAAUCCAUUGGAGAAGAGAGAAAUUGGUCUUACCAGCUAAAAAUACCACUCAUUUAAAGACAUACAGUGUCGGGAGAAAGAUGAUACUAGAGAUUGCCCCUACAUCAGAAAAUGACUUUGGACGAUAUAACUGCACUGCUACUAACCGUAUAGGAACAAGGUUUCAGGAAUAUAUUCUAGAGUUAGCAGAUGUACCCUCUAGUCCUCAUGGAGUGAAGAUCGUAGACCUGUCUCAGACUACAGCCAAGAUCUUGUUCAACAAACCUGACUCCCACGGAGGUGUGCCUAUUCAUCACUAUCAAGUGGAUGUCAAAGAAAUGGCAUCAGAAACCUGGAAAAUAGUACGCUCCCAUGGAGUUCAAACAAUGGUUGUCUUGAGCAGCCUGGAACCAAAUACAACUUAUGAAACCAGGGUUGCAGCAGUAAAUGGAAAAGGUCAAGGGGACUACAGUAAAAUAGAAAUAUUCCAGACACUGCCAGUCCGUGAGCCAAGUCCCCCUUCCAUACAUGGACAGCCAAGCAGUGGGAAGAGUUUUAAAAUCAGCAUCACAAAACAGGAUGAUGGAGGGGCUCCUAUUUUAGAAUACAUUGUGAAAUACAGAAGUAAAGAUAAGGAAGACCAGUGGCUGGAGAAGAAGGUGCAGGGGAAUAAAGACCACAUUAUUCUGGAACAUCUGCAGUGGACGAUGGGCUACGAGGUGCAAAUCACAGCUGCCAAUAGAUUGGGGUAUUCUGAGCCCACUGUAUACGAGUUCAGCAUGCCCCCAAAGCCCAACAUUAUUAAAGAUAAUUGCUGUGAAGAGAAUACAGGUGAAAAUGGAGGCCAGUCAUGGCAGCUGAACGCUCUUGGGUUUUCUCUCAUUAUCACUAUGAGUUUGUCUUGCUUGUUUUAAUGUUAUUGUCUUCUAUGGUAUUGCCUGAACAGAAAUAACGAGAAGAGUAGCAACAGAAUAAUCAAAUAGUAUAACCAAAAUUUUUGCAGUCCAAUUUAUGUUUUUAACAAUUAGCCUCUUUCUGUCCUUACCAACAUAAAAACAUUCCAGAAAUAUUUAUUCUCUCAACUAUUUUUUAACAACAAUAUGCUUUGAUGUAAAGCCUUCAUUUCACAAAGAAAACAUAGCUAUAAAUAGUGUCUGUUGUAUAUUGAACUUAAGCAUUUUAUAUGACCAGUCCUUUUUUAUUUAAUUAGUUGCAAAUAUAAUCAACAUCCCUAGGUAUUAAGCAUGUAAAAAUUGUGGUUUUAUAUAAUUGUGAGUCACCUUAUUAGCCUUUU
This is a messenger RNA of Microtus ochrogaster (prairie vole), 2763 nucleotides long. RefSeq names its product neural cell adhesion molecule 2 (gene Ncam2). Gene Ontology annotation, molecular function: protein binding. Gene Ontology annotation, biological process: cell adhesion. The record is from RefSeq and is a predicted model, not a curated record. Gene Ontology annotation, cellular component: neuron projection; membrane. Lineage: Eukaryota; Metazoa; Chordata; Mammalia; Rodentia; Cricetidae.